Dalotia coriaria is the source of this 2170-nucleotide messenger RNA. RefSeq names its product eEF1A lysine and N-terminal methyltransferase homolog. The coding region runs from base 111 to 2093 and encodes 660 amino acids. The record is from RefSeq and is a predicted model, not a curated record. NCBI's taxonomy places the organism in Eukaryota, Metazoa, Arthropoda, Insecta, Coleoptera, Staphylinidae. The transcript has 5 exons.
UGCUUAGUUACAUGUGUUUUCAUUGAAAACUUUUCAAGUGUUUACUUUUGCGUUUAUUCACUUUGAAACAAUUUAAAGCUUAAAGUUGUCUUUAACUAUAGUGAUUUAAAAUGAAUUUGUUACCAAAAAGUAGUAAAGAGUUUGGACAAAAGGAUUAUUGGGAUAGUUUCUUCAAGAAACGAGGUAAUCAAGCAUUUGAAUGGUAUGGUGAAUAUCCAGAACUGUGUAACCAACUUCACAAAUAUAUCAAGCCAAAAGACCAUGUUCUUGUGGUUGGCUGUGGUAACUCAGUACUAGGAAAUGAUCUUUAUGAUGUAGGCUAUAAGAAUAUUACAAGUAUUGAUAUAUCUAAUGUCGCAAUCAGGCAAAUGAACAAUUUGAAUGAGAAAAGAAGGCCUGAGAUGAAAUUCCUUCAAAUGGAUGCUACCAACAUGUCAUUUCCUGAUAACUCUUUUACUGCAAUAAUUGACAAAGGUACACUUGAUGCCCUCAUGCCUGACAAUUUAGAAGAUACUUUACAGACAAUUAAUAAGUAUUUUUCUGAAAUGAUAAGAGUUUUAAAAACUGGUGGUAGAUAUAUUUGCAUUUCCCUUCUACAAGAACAAAUUCUAAACAUUCUAGUAAAUUAUUUUCCAAGUCAUAAUUGCAUGUUUAGAAUUGUUAGAUGUUUUGAGGCUGAGAAAAAUGCUGCAGAUGCUGGUGAGAGUCCAAUGCCAGUUUUUGUGAUAAUUUGCACCAAAUUUUUAUCAUUACCAAGUAAGAUUCUAGAAUUGAGUUUGGCUGGUAAUGAUAAAAUGCAGAGAAUUGCACAGGAGGAGGAUUUAAUUAAACAAAUCUCAUCUGCACAACAAGCUGCAUUUGUUUGUUCUGGUUUAAAGAACAGUAACAUAUCGGAUGACAAUAUAUCAUUUGAUAUGUUUUUACCUAAUGAUGAUAAGCCUAGAUACACUGUUUUUGUCACUGAUAUACCACCAAAUAGGAAAAAUAUGCAAUAUGCUGCAUUUAUUGUUCCUCAGGGCAGAGAAACUGAAUGGAUGUUUUCAACAAUUGAUGGCAGGAAGGAAUUAGCUUCAAUGUCAAAAUGUAACCGAUUAGCAGUAGUCAUUAUGCACCGAAAUCAGGUGUAUGAAAGUUUGGAUGCGGUCAAAGUAGAACUUGAAGAUUGCGUGAGAAACUUGGCGCCAGCAACGAUUGGAACUGAUAAAAUAUUGUUUUUAUCAUUGGGUGCUGAUGUCGGCGAGCGGAUACUACGUUUCGAAGGUACCUCGAAAUUCUCGGGAAAUUACGUUGUGGAGGACGUGACUAUUGAUGACGAUAAAUUUAGAAGAUUGUUUUACUUAUCGUCGCAAUCAGUGAUUCAAUCGGAAGCUAAACUGAAACGAAGUAAAUCAAGAAGCGGAAAUGAAAAAGAAACUAUUGAUGUAACAUAUUUAAAUUGCGAGCAUCACAUUUACAUUAGCCGCGCAGUAGCAAUGUCAAUCAAGGAUAAAAGUGCAGGCAAAUGUUUAAUCAUUGGUUUGGGUGGAGGAGGUCUUUGUUCAUUUCUACGCAAAUACCUGCAGCAGUUGGACAUAACUGCAGUGGAUAUCGAUGCGGACAUGCUCAAAAUCGCGGUUGAUUGGUUCGACUUAUCGCUGGGCGACAAGAUGCACGUAGAAAUCAAGGACGGAAUACAAUACCUAGCCGAAAAUGGAACAAAAUAUGAUAACAUUGUAUUCGACGUUGACAGCAAAGACCAAACUAUUGGUAUGAGUUGUCCGCCCAAAGAAUUCCUCGAAGAUAAAGUAAUUAGCGACGUGGUGCGUUCGCUUACAUCAAAUGGUCUCUUCAUUGUAAAUAUCGUACUGCGAGACAACAAACUGCGCCCAGGGGUUGUAAAAUCACUCCAGAAACAUUUUAAACUUGUUGUUUCCUAUAAAUUGGAACAUGAUUUAAAUGAAAUAUUUCUAUGUUUCAAUUAUGAUGUAGCGAUAGAGAAGAUCAGGGAACAAUUUAGUGCUUCAGGUAAGGAGAUUAACCAGUUUUUCAAAAAACAUAAAAAUACCAAGUUAAUCAAUAAUAUUAUUGGGGAUUCUUUAAUACUCUCACAUUAAACGCAUUUUGUUUGAAGGAUAAAACGGAAAAUUAAUGUACACUUUUUCAAUCGUGAAAUAAAUAUAUGAGAACUCUA